This is a messenger RNA of Paramormyrops kingsleyae, 1081 nucleotides long. Its product is annotated as secreted frizzled-related protein 2-like. Gene Ontology annotation, molecular function: Wnt-protein binding. The record is from RefSeq and is a predicted model, not a curated record. Gene Ontology annotation, biological process: canonical Wnt signaling pathway; non-canonical Wnt signaling pathway. NCBI's taxonomy places the organism in Eukaryota, Metazoa, Chordata, Actinopteri, Osteoglossiformes, Mormyridae.
GCCCAUGCAUGGAUGUAUAGUUAAGACAUUUCGGUAAAAACAUUUUAAAGCGAGACGCAUGUUUUAGGAAAGUACUCAAAGUAGCCCACGACAUGCAUUUCACGCUGAUCGUCACCGCCUUGCUGGGCUCAGUAGGAUCCCUGGACGCCGUUCACGGGAUAUACGCUUUCGGUCAAUCUGAUCUGUUUCAUAAGAGGAGCAACUGCAAAGCGAUCCCGGCCUCUCUGCUGCUCUGUCACGACAUCGAGUACACCGACAUGCGGCUUCCCAACCUGCUCGGCCACGAAACCAUGAAGGAGGUCCUGCAGCAGGCUUCGUCCUGGAUCCCCCUGGUCCAAAAGCAGUGCCACCCGGACACCAGAAAGUUCCUGUGCUCUCUCUUUGCCCCGGUGUGCCUUGAUGACCUGGAUGAGUCUAUCCAGCCAUGCAGGUCCCUCUGCGAGGGGGUUCGGCAGGGAUGCGCGCCCGUCAUGUCUGCUUUCGGGUUCCCAUGGCCAGACAUGCUGGACUGCAACCGCUUUCCGCCAGAUAACGAUCUGUGCAUCCCCCCUGCCAGUACCGACAACUUCGCACCUGUCACCAAAGAAGUUCCAAAAGUUUGUGACGCUUGCCAAGAAAAAGAGGAGAAUGACAAUGAGAUCGUUGACAGCCUCUGCAAGAACGACUUUGCAUUGAAAAUCAAGGUGAAGGAGAUCUCCUACAUGAACGGGGACACCAAGAUUAUCCCAGAGAGCAGGAGCAGGACCAUCUACAAGCUGACGGGUGUGACGGAGCGGGACAUGAGGAGGACCGCCUUGUGGCUGAGGGACGGCCUGUACUGCACCUGCGAUGAGAUGAACGACAUCAACGCCGCGUACCUGGUGAUGGGCCAGAAGAUGGACGGGCACCUAGUCAUCACCUCGCUGAAGAGGUGGCAGCGUGGCCAGAGGGAGUUCAAGAGGAUCUCGCGCAGCAUCCGCAAGCUGCAGUGCUGAUUGCGCACGCGAUGUCCGUCAGCAACGCCGUCACCCGCCAAGCGGGGGCGCCCGAGUGCCGUGUUCCGACGGACACAAAUGGAUGUAAAGAGCUUCAUUUCUGACUG